Molecule: messenger RNA, 924 nt
Organism: Perkinsus marinus ATCC 50983
Lineage: Eukaryota; Perkinsozoa; Perkinsida; Perkinsidae
Exons: 1
Coding region: 1-924 (307 amino acids)
Source: RefSeq, a predicted model, not a curated record
AUGGAUGACUUGAUCGUUACUUGUUCAUGUCCGAAGUUGCUGUUAGAGGCUGUUACAAUUCUUCUCUCUGUGUGCCGUAAAUACGGCUUCCGUUGUCAGCCUAAGAAGUGUCGUAUUGGAGUCCCCACCGAGCAUCCUUGUAAGGUACUCGGCUUGAGAUGGAACCCUAGCGACACACUUUCCGAUUGUGAAGGCCCUAACUUCCCACCUUGUGUCUUGGCCCUAUCCGAGGACAAGGUCCUUCUCACACGCAGAGACGUUAUGAGCUUAAUUGCUCAGUGUUACGAUCCGCUGGGAUUCCAAAGUAAUUUGCUACUCCGUAUGCGUCUUAUCUUGAGGCGUGAACUGGAGAAAGAUCCGGUGUCUGAUUUAGACGAGUUCAUUGGUGUUGAAGCCUUCAAGACACUACAGGCUACUAUGAUGGACUUCGACAAUUCUCUACCUAUCCCUCGAGUACUAAAGCUGGCUGCGGAUUCCACAUUCUACUUAUUUUGUGAUGCCUCGGGGUUUGGCAUCGGUACCAUUAUAUGUGAUUCCGAUUUUAAUCUAGUCCGCUGUAGCGCACAUUUAAUUCAGGCAGUUAAGCUGCCAUGGUCUAUAGUUCGUAAAGAGCUAACAUCGUGCUUAGAAGUGGCUUGUUUGUAUUCUGAAACCACUCGCGCGAUGGAGUCUGUUAACUUGUCUGUGCCUACACCGGAACUGUACACCGAUAACGAGGCCAACUACCACCGGACCGGUGGCUUUGACCAACCGGUGGCACCGGUUGGUCAAAGCCUUCAAGCUUUUCUCUCAGUCGAAGGACUACGAUGUCUUUCGAUCUGGCUGGAAAUCAUCUGCGCCUGCUGCAUGGGAGUUGCGGACUCUGUUCAAGAUCUCCCAGCUCUUGGUUCCGCGUGGUGGGAAGGUAUUCCAUCUACCUGGUAA